This is a messenger RNA of Lingula anatina, 1278 nucleotides long. RefSeq names its product RYamide receptor pseudogene. Lineage: Eukaryota; Metazoa; Brachiopoda; Lingulata; Lingulida; Lingulidae. The record is from RefSeq and is a predicted model, not a curated record.
AUGGCCGUCCACAUACAUGGGUAUUCACAGAACUUCUCGAGAAAUGAAAGUGGAUUUGCGUUCGUAGAAAACCCUCGGCUCCAACCCGGAAUACAAGCUCUUUUAAUCAUUCUUUAUGGACUCAUUACACUGUUUGGAGUUGGGGGUAACCUCACCGUUUGUUAUAUAGUUGUAAGUAACAAGAGAAUGCGAACUGUAACAAAUUAUUUCAUUGUAAACUUGGCAAUCAGUGAUAUUAUUAUGGCAUUGUUGUGUAUACCAAUGACGUUUGUCGCUAGCGUGCUCCUACAAAGCUGGCCAUUUGGGGAUGACCUUUGCCGAUUUGUAACCUACAUCCAAACCGUGGCAGUAUUCCUGAGUGCAUUCACGUUGGUUGCCAUAAGUCUAGACAGAUAUGUGGCCAUUCUUUAUCCACUUCGACCGAAACCAACCAAACGGGCAGCAAUGUUUGCCAUUGCAGUGGUAUGGGCACUGGCCUUCAUCACCCCCUUGCCCACCGCGAUUCUAUCGAAAGUUGACGAGUAUCUUAGUUGUCGGGAAAUGUGGAAGACUGACCAACAGAGAUUUCACUAUUCGGUUGCCAUUAUGGUCCUGCAGUACUUUCUCCCUUUGCUGGCUCUCGUGAUCACAUAUGCUAGGAUAGCCAUUGCCAUUUGGGUGAAAAGGCCACCGGGUGAAGCGGAGAACAAACGAGAUCAAAGAUUAGCUGCCUCAAAAAGAAAGAUGGUGAAAACUAUGAUAACUGUAGUUGGCGUCUACACAUUUUGCUGGUUGCCAAUUCACUCCGUGACCAUAGCAUUGGAUCUUCAUCCAGAACUUCAUGGCUACUACAUAUUUGUUAUCUGGAUAAUAUGUCAUUGGUUAGCUAUGAGCAACUCCUGCGUUAACCCCAUUAUAUAUUGCUGGAUGAACCCGAAAUACCAAAGAGGUUUCCUUUAUGCGUUCCGUUGGCUACCCUGUAUCAGAAACAAAGCCAUUCCCACCCCAGCAGUCAAAUUUACAAGCACAUUUCGAACCAGUUUAAGAACAGUAAGUGUAAAGUCAAAUUCAUCCAGAAAUGAAAAUGGCAGAUUUAGUAAUUAUAGAAUAAGGUAUUUUCGAGAGACUGGCCGUAAAACCUCUCCCAAGGAAAUUGAGUUCAAUAAAGUUGCUUGUAGGGAAGAUGUGGUAAAUGAUACGGAUAUCGUUCAGAGUAAGGAAGAUACAAGUUCACACCAACAAGAAGAGUCAUUUUCUUCUUGUGUAGAUCACGAGUGUGUUGAAGAUUCUCGGAGAUAA